AUGAGCCUCUCUCUGGCGCGCUUCGCCCUUCAUUCCAGGGUCUUCUACGACGUCGCAACUACCGGAAACAGUAACCGUCGUCUUAUUUCGACCCUCAAGAAUCGGAAGUUUAGUUCCACUGCCUCUCCCAGAGCUCAAAACAAGGGAAGUGAAGAGCUGCUAGUGGUAGUUGGAGCUGGAGCUGCUGGGGUUUAUGGAGCGAUUAGAGCUAAAACCCUGGUUCCUAAUCUCAAUGUGGUGCUCAUUGAGAAAGCGAGGCCCCUGGCCAAGGUGAAAGUUUCCGGGGGAGGCCGGUGCAAUGUGACAAAUGGGCAUUGCGUUGAAACCAUGAUGUUGGCAGAGAACUAUCCGAGAGGUCAUAAAGAAUUGAAAGGAGCGUUUUUCAACACUCAUGGGCCGGUGGAUACCAUGACUUGGUUUUCUGAUCAUGGGGUGGAGCUGAAGACUGAGGAUGAUGGAAGGGUGUUUCCUGUCAGCAACAGUUCGUCUACGAUUAUUGAUUGUCUAAUGUCUGAAUCGACACGGUUGGGAGUUUCUCUGCAGACCGGAAAAGCUGUGAUAACUGCAUCUCCUACUGAUGGUGGGAAAUUUCUUCUAGGCAUUGAAAAGCGUACUCCCAGUUCUGUUGAAUAUGUUGAAGCUGAUUAUCUUUUGAUUGCCAGCGGUAAUGGCAAGCAGGGGUACAGUCUUGCAUCUCAGCUUGGUCAUUCAAUUGUCGAUCCUGUACCAAGCUUAUUUACUUUCAAGAUUGAGGAUCCACAGCUGGCUGACUUGUCAGGGAUCACAUUCCCUAAAGUCAAGGCUAAGCUGAAAAUAGAGAAUCUCCAAAGGAAUAUACCACAGCUUACACAGGUUGGACCUGUGCUAGUCACACACUGGGGAUUCAGUGGGCCAGCAAUUCUUCGCUUAUCUGCCUGGGGUGCCUGUGUUUUAUCCCGUACAGGUUACAAAGGGACUCUUAUUCUGGACUUUACACCUGAUGUGCAUAUAGAAGAUGUGAAAUCAAUCCUCACACAACACAAAAAUAAGUUUGCGAAGCAAAAGGUCGCUAAUUCAUAUCCUACAGAAUUUGGCCUUGUGAAGAGAUUUUGGAAAUAUAUAUUGGGUCGCCAGGGUUUACUUGGUGAUAUCUUGUGGGCAUCCAUUUCAAAGGAUUCAUUAGUUUCAGUUGCUCAUAUGUUAAAGCACUGUGACUUUUCUGUUAAAGGAAAGAGUCAAUAUAAGGAUGAAUUUGUCACUGCUGGUGGUGUUCCGCUUUCUGAGAUAUCAUUGAACACAAUGGAAAGCAAAAUUCAGCCACGCCUAUUCUUUGCAGGGGAGGUACUGAAUGUUGAUGGAAUAACGGGUGGUUUCAAUUUUCAGAAUGCAUGGUCUGGGGGAUAUAUAGCAGGAACUAGUAUCGGUAAACAAGCAGUUAGUGCUCAACUCGAUGAGGCGAAUUCAGUAAGCAAUUUCUAG
This is a messenger RNA of Fragaria vesca subsp. vesca, 1458 nucleotides long. RefSeq lists its product as uncharacterized. The record is from RefSeq and is a predicted model, not a curated record. The transcript has 16 exons. The coding region runs from base 1 to 1458 and encodes 485 amino acids. NCBI's taxonomy places the organism in Eukaryota, Viridiplantae, Streptophyta, Magnoliopsida, Rosales, Rosaceae.